Herpailurus yagouaroundi (jaguarundi) is the source of this 464-nucleotide messenger RNA. Its product is annotated as 40S ribosomal protein S20-like. Gene Ontology annotation, molecular function: structural constituent of ribosome. Lineage: Eukaryota; Metazoa; Chordata; Mammalia; Carnivora; Felidae. The transcript has a single exon. The record is from RefSeq and is a predicted model, not a curated record. The annotation marks the transcript as partial. Gene Ontology annotation, cellular component: ribosome; small ribosomal subunit. Gene Ontology annotation, biological process: translation.
GAGUGGAGCUCUGGAUGGCCCCCUCCAGCUCCUGAUUCAUCACUGUUCAAUCUGGCCGAGGAACACACUUUUAAAGACCCUGGGAAGAUACCCGGGGAACCUGAGGUGGUGAUUCACCAGAUUAGAAUUACUCUAACCAGCUGCAACGUGCAGUCAUUGGAGAGGGUACGUGCUGACCUGCUCAGAGGCGCAAAGGAAAAGAAUCUUGUCGUGAAAGAACCAGUUCGGAUGCCUACCAAGACUCUGAGAAUCACUACAAGAAAAACUCUUCGUGGUGAAGGUUCUAAGACUUGGGAUUGUUUUCAGGUGAGGAGCUGCAGGCGACUCAUUGAUUUGCACAGUCCUUCUGAGAUUGUUCUGCAGAUUACUUCCAUCGGUCUCAAGCCAGGAGUCGAGGUUGAAGUCACCAGUGCUGACGCUUAAAUCAGCUUUUUGAAUGAACUGAUUAUCGGUUGUUACAAAAA